AGUGUUGUAUUAGUGUCUAGUCCGUUGAUAAGUGUGAAUAUGUCUGACAAGGAAGAUGGGGCCUCAGGGGGGGGGCUGAAUGUUACCCUCACGUUUCGGCUUCUCAUGCAUGGGAAGGAAGUGGGCAGCAUAAUUGGAAAGAAAGGGGAAACCGUCAAAAAGAUGAGAGAGGAGGUAAGUCUAAUCCUUACAACUGUUAUUUAAAAAAAACAUGUUUUUUUUUUCAAUAGAAAGGAAAUAAAAUGUCAAUAGAAUUGGAAUACAGUGUAUGCCUUGCUUUCUGGAAUACAGUGUAUGCCUUGCUUUCUGGAAUACAGUGUAUGUCUUGCUUUCUGGAAUAAAGUGUAUGCCUUGCUUUCUGGAAUACAGUGUAUGCCUUGCUUUCUGGAAUAAAGUGUAUGCCUUGCUUUCUGGAAUACAGUGUAUGCCUUGCUUUCUGGAAUACAGUGUAUGCCUUGCUUUCUGGAAUACAGUGUAUGCCUUGCUUUCUGGAAUACAGUGUAUGCCUUGCUUUCUGGAAUAAAGUGUAUGCCUUGCUUUCUGGAAUACAGUGUAUGCCUUGCUUUCUGGAAUAAAGUGUAUGCCUUGCUUUCUGGAAUACAGUGUAUGCCUUGCUUUCUGGAAUACAGUGUAUGCCUUGCUUUCUGGAAUACAGUGUAUGCCUUGCUUUCUGGAAUACAGUGUAUGCCUUGCUUUCUGGAAUAAAGUGUAUGCCUUGCUUUCUGGAAUACAGUGUAUGCCUUGCUUUCUGGAAUACAGUGUAUGCCUUGCUUUCUGGAAUAAAGUGUAUGUUUUACACGACUCACCUAAAACUCUGUGAGUGUUUCCAGAGUGGCGCUCGCAUCAACAUUUCAGAGGGAUCUUCUCCAGAGAGGAUUGUUACCAUCACAGGACCAACAGAGGGCAUCUUCAGAGCUUUCUCUAUGAUCGCUGAGAAGUUUGAGGAGGACAUUACAGCUGCAAUGACAAACAGCACUGUAACAAGCCAUCCUCCAGUGACACUCCGCCUUGUGUUCCCAGGCAGUCAAUGUGGCUCCUUGAUAGGCAAAGGAGGCUCCAAGAUCAAGGAGAUCCGAGAGACCACAGGUGCUCAGGUGCAGGUGGCAGGGGACAUGCUGCCGGAAUCCACUGAGAGAGCUGUCACUAUCUCAGGCACUCCUCAGGCCAUCACGCAGUGUGUCAGACACAUCUGCUCUGUCAUGCUGGAGUCACCGCCCAAAGGAGCAACAAUCCCAUAUCGCCCCAAGACCAUGCCUGGAGCUGGCCAUCCAGUAUUUCAACAACAACAACAACAUGCCUCACAAGCCUUCACAAUUCAAGGACAGUAUGCUUUUCCACAUCAAGAUUUGACCAAGCUUCACCAGUUGGCUAUGCAGCAUAUCCCCCUCCCUUCCCUUGGGCAGAGCAACCCUACCUUCCCUGGAAUGGGUGCCUCUGUCCCCACCAGUUCUCAGGAGCUGGCAAUACCCAAUGAACUUAUUGGCUCCAUAAUUGGCAGACACGGCAGCAAGGUCAAUGAGAUUCGCCAGGUGUCAGGAGCUCACAUUAAGAUAGCCAGUGCCACGGACGGAUCGCCCAUGCGCCAAGUCACGAUCAUAGGCUCUCCGACCAGCAUCAAUGUGGCACACUACCUCAUCAAUGCCAGCUUAGAGAUGGCUAAAUACACCAUGCAUGCUGCUUCCUCUGCAUCUCCUGUUGACCUCAACAACAUGAGCUUCUCUCAGUCUGUUCCCACUGUCUCCACACCAACCUCUAUGGCUGUCAUGGCUGCCACUACCCAAGUCCCUGGCACCAUGAACAUGCACUCCCCCUCCACCUUACAGUCUAUCCCCACCCAGCACUAUGCUGUCCCCGUUUCCAGUCUACUUGGCAUGAAAACGCUCCCUAUGCUGGCUAUGCACCCAGCAGCUGCCUCAGGCCUUCCACAAGGUCUAUCCCCUUAUAGCACUAAAGUACCUACUGCUGGCAUGAAAAAAUCUGACCGCCAGAAAUUUGCCCCAUAUUGACUUAAUAGGAUAAGAAUUGAAUCCCCCAUCCAAAAAUGUGUUUGGGGUCAGUACUGCAUUACACUUGUUCCCUGUUGCAAAGCUUGAUUAAGUUAUAUUGACUGUAUGAUUAAGGAUAUCUCUACUGAUAAUGAAACUUGACAUUCAGCUACUUUAGUGUAUCAGUAUAAUUGUUUGCAACUGUAAGUGAAGUUAAAUACCUCCUAGUGUAUCUGAACAUACAUAAGAAUACACAGCCAUUUAUCCGGCUUACAGUAUGUGAUGCACAGAAACAGCUGAUACUUCCAAUAUAACAAUUUCCUCAGAUAGAAUGUACUGUACUUUGUUUGGUAUCAAUGUAAGUAGUUGACCAAUGAUGUUCUUAGGAAAAGUCCAGUUUCAAACAGGAAUUCACUCUGUAGCAGCUGCAUACCAUUGGUAGGGUUACUUGUUUUAUAAAGUUGUUAUUACUGUGAUGUUUACUGUAACAAGGGUUGUUCCACUCUAUUCCGCUGUCAUAUUUCCUCAUCUCCUCCAAUAGGCUCUCGUCAGUGGUAACAGGCUUGGGUGUUCUGUAGUGUUGUUGUUGCAUAUGCAGUGCUGAAAGGAUUACCAUGAAGCCAUAUUGGAUUAUUGUGGCUUUGACAAUACACAAGAAUCCUGUAGAGUGGGACUGUCCUAACUAACUCCUAUAGUGCUGUUUUUGUGACUUGGUUUUCUCAGAACUGAAGUGCAAGAGAACAGAACUCUACAGUCCAAUUCAUAUUCUACUCUGUUCUCAGUGUAUGUGAUUGAUGCAGCACAAUAUUGUAACAACGUUAUGUUUAUGCUUGUGUUUUUAAUUAGGGUCUACCCUUAGUUUUGUUGAUGAGCGAUUCCAAUUUAUUAUAUUUAUGACAACGUACAUCAUGUAUUUUAAAUAAAUUUAGCCUUUUGUGAAUACAAAUGGGUAUUUUCUA
Molecule: messenger RNA, 2944 nt
Organism: Oncorhynchus kisutch (coho salmon)
Lineage: Eukaryota; Metazoa; Chordata; Actinopteri; Salmoniformes; Salmonidae
Product: PCBP_like_KH domain-containing protein
Exons: 10
Coding region: 633-2006 (457 amino acids)
Molecular function (GO): RNA binding
Source: RefSeq, a predicted model, not a curated record